Morus notabilis is the source of this 1766-nucleotide messenger RNA. Its product is annotated as tubulin beta-5 chain. The transcript is spliced from 4 exons. Gene Ontology annotation, biological process: microtubule cytoskeleton organization; mitotic cell cycle. Gene Ontology annotation, molecular function: GTPase activity; GTP binding; structural constituent of cytoskeleton. NCBI's taxonomy places the organism in Eukaryota, Viridiplantae, Streptophyta, Magnoliopsida, Rosales, Moraceae. Gene Ontology annotation, cellular component: microtubule; cytoplasm. The record is from RefSeq and is a predicted model, not a curated record. The coding region runs from base 121 to 1461 and encodes 446 amino acids.
UUUCUUCCUGUCUUCAUUCUUCGAUAAGAUCGAGCGCAGUUCGUGCUCGCUCGUCGGAAGUAUCGCUGGAAUUCCAAGCCUCCUCGUCGCUUAGAUCGUCCUCACAUUAACCGAGAGAAAAUGAGAGAAAUCCUUCACGUUCAGGGUGGACAAUGUGGAAACCAGAUUGGAUCCAAGUUCUGGGAAGUCGUCUGUGACGAACACGGAAUUGAUCCCACCGGAAGAUACACCGGAAACUCUGAUCUUCAACUUGAGCGUGUCAAUGUCUACUAUAAUGAGGCCUCAUGCGGCCGAUUUGUUCCGCGUGCUGUGCUCAUGGACCUUGAGCCUGGUACCAUGGACAGCGUUAGAACCGGUCCCUAUGGCCAGAUCUUCAGGCCUGAUAACUUCGUGUUUGGCCAAUCUGGUGCUGGUAACAACUGGGCCAAGGGUCACUACACUGAGGGAGCAGAGCUUAUUGAUUCGGUUCUUGACGUUGUUCGGAAGGAGGCGGAGAACUGUGACUGUCUUCAAGGUUUUCAAGUGUGCCACUCUCUUGGUGGAGGUACUGGUUCUGGAAUGGGGACUUUGUUGAUCUCAAAGAUCAGGGAAGAGUAUCCAGAUCGGAUGAUGCUUACGUUCUCUGUGUUCCCAUCACCGAAGGUUUCAGAUACAGUUGUUGAGCCCUACAAUGCCACUCUUUCUGUUCACCAGCUUGUUGAGAAUGCAGAUGAGUGCAUGGUGUUGGAUAAUGAGGCUUUAUAUGAUAUCUGCUUCAGGACUCUCAAGUUGACUACUCCUAGCUUUGGUGAUCUGAAUCACUUGAUUUCUGCAACCAUGAGUGGAGUUACCUGCUGCCUUAGGUUCCCUGGACAGCUGAACUCUGAUCUCAGGAAACUUGCAGUGAAUCUCAUCCCCUUCCCGCGCCUUCACUUCUUUAUGGUUGGAUUCGCUCCUCUUACCUCGCGCGGAUCUCAACAGUACCGUGCGCUGACAGUCCCAGAACUUACUCAGCAAAUGUGGGAUGCCAAGAACAUGAUGUGCGCUGCAGACCCACGCCACGGUCGCUACCUCACGGCAUCAGCCAUGUUCAGGGGCAAAAUGAGCACCAAGGAAGUUGAUGAGCAAAUGAUCAACGUGCAGAACAAGAAUUCCUCUUACUUCGUUGAGUGGAUUCCAAACAAUGUGAAGUCAAGCGUUUGUGACAUUCCUCCAAGGGGGCUUUCUAUGGCGUCGACCUUUAUCGGAAACUCCACCUCUAUUCAGGAGAUGUUCAGGCGUGUGAGCGAGCAGUUCACCGCGAUGUUCAGGAGGAAGGCUUUCUUGCACUGGUACACCGGCGAAGGCAUGGACGAAAUGGAGUUCACCGAGGCAGAAAGCAACAUGAAUGACCUUGUCUCAGAGUAUCAGCAGUAUCAGGACGCUACAGCCGAUGAGGAGCUCGAUUACGAAGAUGAGGAGGAAGCUACUGAGGAGAUGUAAGGAAAUGUAUUUAGAGAAUUUGGAGCCGUUUGCUUCUGCAUAAUGGAUUUGCUAUACCUAUAUUGUCUCCUACUUUCAUGUCUGACUCUUGAGUAUUCCGUUUCUGAUUUUGUUCAAAGGAGAGCUAAAAAAAUGCCUGUUUUUCUUGUAGUCAUCGUAGUUAAAUACUUGAAUACUAGUGGUGAGGGGUGGGGAAUAUUAUGUGCAUGUUCGAAUUCAUAGGCUUCUAGCCUUGUGUUUUUUUUUUUGCUUGCAUGGAUUCCUGUUGUGGAGUUGUUAAUAUUAAUAAAUACCUACUUUUCUUC